UAAAUUAAUUUUAAAAAUAUUAUCCAAAAUUUUUUAAGGUGUAAUCGAUGUAUUAACAAUGGAAAAAUUAACGUGGGAACAAGGAAAAAUGCGAAGAAGUGUGAUUGGAAAUGAUUGCCCAAAAACGUUACAAAGUGUUAAAGAAGCUAGAGCUAAAGUUGUUGAUACCGUUUCAGGGUGUGAUGAUGAAUUAGCUUCAAAAAUUAUUGAAAGUGAAAGUUUGGACAAUGCUCCUACACCACUGGUUGUUAAUGCAAUAAGAAGAGCUACAAUUUCUGAGAAAAUUAUACCAGUUUUCUGUGGAAGUGCCUACAAAAACAUCGGCAUUGAACCACUUUUAGAUGCGGUAAUAAUGUACCUUCCAUCUCCAAAAGAAACCAAACAAUACUUUCAACACUUUGGUGAAAAUCUUUGCGCGAGAGCUUUUAAAAUAGUUCACGAUAAACAACGCGGACCGGUAACUUUUUUUAGGAUUUAUUCUGGUAAUUUUAGUAAAGGUCAAAAAACAUAUAACAUUCAAAAAAAUCUCACGGAACAAACCGGUAAAGUUAUGGUGACCUUUGCGGAUGAAUAUAAAGAGGUGGAAUCAUUGGGUGUGGGAAAUAUCGCUGCUAUAACCGGAUUAAAACAUUCAACAACUGGGGAUAUGAUUACAAGUUCAGCGACAGCAGCACAAGCGGCGAAAAAAUUAAUGGGAUCGAAAGAUGGUUCGGUAGACAUCAAUGAUAUGUUUAGUAAAGGACCAAAAGUUCCUGAAGCUGUGUUUUUCUGUUCGGUUGAACCGCCCUCUUUAUCGCAACAGGCGGCUUUAGAAACUGCUUUAACUCAAUUACAACGUGAAGAUCCUAGUUUAAGGGUUAACCAUGAUCCAGAUACUAAUCAAAUUAUUCUUGGAGGAAUGGGAGAGUUGCAUUUGGAAAUAAUCAAGGAUAGGCUUUUAAAAGAGUAUAAAGUUGAAGCGACAUUAGGAAAGUUACAAAUUUCUUAUCGUGAAGCUCCGUUAGAUAAAGCAACAUGUGACAUUACGACCGAAACGAAAAUUGGAAAUAAUAAACAUUUCGUUUCGAUUUCUUUGUCUAUUAUUCCGAAACAAAACGAGGAUGAUGAAAAAGUUAUUUUAAUCCUGGAUAGAACUUCAGAAGCUGCAAGUAACAUUGCGUGUAUUCUCCCGAAACAUUUAGUUGCUGUUCGACAUGGAAUAAUUGUUGGAUUGAUGCAUGGACCCAAAAUUGGAUAUCAGGUUAUGAAUUGCCAAAUAAUGUUACAUAUGUUGAAUGUUGUAAAAGGAACAACAGAUUUUGCAAUUGAAGCAACUGCCACCCAAUGUGUUCAAAAGGUAAAUGUUUUUUAAUUACUUUAAGAUUUGAAGUUUAAGAUAUAUAUAGUGAUAAAGUCUUAAAAGGCUUUAUCACUUCGAACUUGUUUCUGAAGAAGGUUGCAAGAAAGAGGCACAGCUUAACCUGAAAGUUUCUAUAUGCCAUCAGUUGUAAACAUCAAGAACUUGCUAUCGUCGCACCAGAUGACCAGGUCCGACUGCUGUCGGGUGGAGUUGAGAUUAAUUUUCGCCCACUCUACCAGCAGCAGCAUUUAGCCUUUUUUUGAUCGUUGCCACAGAUGGCUGGCGCUACCCCGCUUGCCACAAUUCACGUCCAAUGUCCACUGCGCUGAGCCUGGGAUUGCUCCUGCUCAGCCGUACGGCAUUGCUAUCCUCGAGGCGAGUGGUAACUUUUUAUUUUCCUGGACGUUUCUUCGUCACAAAGCCUCCCUGAAUUUGCCAGUUUUUAAGAACUCUGGAUACAGCAGACUGUAUAUUCAGCCAGCUGCGUCUGCGUGAUCUUCUGACGAUGGCCUUCCACAAGACCAUACAAAGUUUUUAUAUAAAAACCUUGGUAAUCAUAUACAG
Molecule: messenger RNA, 1903 nt
Organism: Onthophagus taurus
Lineage: Eukaryota; Metazoa; Arthropoda; Insecta; Coleoptera; Scarabaeidae
Source: RefSeq, a predicted model, not a curated record